This is a messenger RNA of Carya illinoinensis, 3537 nucleotides long. RefSeq lists its product as uncharacterized. Bases 1 to 3537 code for a protein of 1178 amino acids. Gene Ontology annotation, biological process: telomere maintenance; DNA repair. Gene Ontology annotation, molecular function: DNA helicase activity. Lineage: Eukaryota; Viridiplantae; Streptophyta; Magnoliopsida; Fagales; Juglandaceae. The transcript is spliced from 5 exons. The record is from RefSeq and is a predicted model, not a curated record.
AUGUCAUCUAAAGAUUUUCCUGAAGACAAAAAUGCUGAAUUCAUACAAAGAACAAAAGAAAAAUGUAUUCAGAAACAAAGUUGUAAAAGAAAUAUCAUUCGUCUAGAAGAUUCAAUACCAUCUGAUGCUGAUCAAAUGAUUAUAUCAGUUGAUGAUACAUUAGAUGAUCAUCUCCAGUCUAUUCGUGAUAUUCAAAAUUCUAACAUUCAACAAGUUCAUGGAAAAAGACCCAGACUUUCUAGCCGUAAUUUUAACAUUAUUAGAAUGACAUCUUCCCAAGAAACUAGCAUAUAUUCAAACGUUAAUAUCCUUGGUGGAAAUCCCAAAGAAUCUACAGAAUCAAAUAUCUCAUUCAGUUCUUCAGCUACGUCAAACUACUCUGUAGAUUUAUUGCAAGAAACAUCAACAAAAGCACCAAUAGAGACAAUUCAACUUUCUGAACAAGUUACGCUGCAACAGGCAGUCCUUGUUGAUCAAUCAGAAUCAAGUUCUCAAAGAGUUCGACCAAGAUCUGUUUUUGGCAGAUCACAUCGUCAUAAUGUUGUGCAUAGACAAAUAUUACAAAAUGUUCCAGUUGAAGCUAAUUUUUUACCAAACGUGCCACCUUGUAAACAUUGCAAAGCGAAGAAAUUCUUUCAUGAAACAAAUAGUUUCUGCUGUGCCGACGGAUCAAUUUCUUUGGCAACAAAUGAUGUUCCAGAUCAACUUUAUAACUUAUUCGUUUCAAAUACUGCUGAAUCUAUACAAUUUCGGACAUAUGUUCGAACGUAUAACAACAAAUUUGCUUUCACAUCUUUUGGAGUUAAGUUUGACAGAAAUCUAUGCCAAAGAAAUAGAGGAAUCUAUACAUUUCGAGCUCAAGGCCAGAUUUAUCAUUAUCUCCCCGAUUUAGUUCCUUCAGAUGGUCAACCUUCUAACUUGCAACUAUAUUUUUAUGACACUGAACAUGAAUUUGAGAAUCGCAUUGUUGAUUCAAUCAGAAUGAAUCCUUCUAUUAUUGCUCAACUUAUGGAUAUCCUUCGUGUAAAUCCAUAUUCUACAUUCUUCCGAUCUAUUGGUGAUUUACCAAAUUUAGAGCAUCAAAAAAUCUGUAUAAAAUCAAAUCCUGGUUUGGAUCAACGGGUGUUUAACGCCCCAACAUCAUCAGAAGUUGCAGCGAUUUGGGUUGAAAACGAUGAUUCAGAACAUUCAACACCUCGUGAUAUCUUUGUAUUUAACCAUAUUGGUGGGAGUCAUUUAGUUCAAUAUUAUUUUGGUUGCUACGAUCCGCUUCAAUAUCCAUUGCUAUUUCCUUUUGGUGAUAUUGGAUGGCACCAAGGCAUACAAAGAAUCAACAAAAGAAGUGCAUCUGUAUCUACCAAUAAUUCCACAGCUGAAUUACUCAAUCCUCACCAAUCAACAUCAGCAGAACAAUUACUCAGAAGAGAACAACAAGUUUUAAACCGAAAAAGAAAAGAUCCAACUGUUUCUUGCCGUGAAUAUUAUUGUUACAAGUUACAAAUCAGAGAAAAUCUGAAAUCUAUUCUUCUAAUCUCUGGUCGACUUCUUCAACAAUUUGUUGUUGAUAUGUACGUGAAGAUAGAAACUUCAAGACUAGAUUAUUUUCGCUGCAAUCAACAACACAUUCGAUCUGAAUUAUAUCAAGGUAUUGUUGAUAGCAUUGAUCUUGGAGAAACAAAUGCUUCUAGAAUUGGCAAGCGUAUAAUUUUGCCUUCAUCUUUUAUCGGAGGCCCAAGAGAUAUGAAAAAAAGAUAUAUGGAAGCAAUGACUUUAGUUCAACGAUAUGGCAAACCAGAUAUUUUUUUGACAAUGACCUGCAAUCCGAACUGGAAAGAGAUUUCAAAUGAAUUGCAACCACAUGAAGAAACUCAAAAUCGGCCUGACUUAAUUGCUCGAGUCUUUAGAACAAAAUUAGAAGACCUAAAGUAUCAACUAUUCAAGCGAGAAAUAUUUGAAAAAAUCUCAGCAUAUGUAUAUGUUAUUGAACACCAAAAGAGAGGACUUCCACAUGCUCAUUUUCUGAUUAUAUUGCGUCAAGAUUGGAAAUUAUAUGCACCAGAAUCUUUUGAUGAGAUCGUAUCUGCUGAAUUACCUGACAAAAACAACAACUUACAUCUCUAUACAGCUGUUAUCAAACAUAUGAUGCAUGGACCAUGCGGACAUCUAAAUCCAGCAAAUAUAUGCAUGAAAAAAAAUGGUUGUUGCAAAAAUAAUUACCCAAAACAUUUUGUUUCAAACACUGUUAUUGGAAAUGAUUGCUUCCCAAUAUACAGACGCUCCAACAAUGGAAGAACAGCCAGAAUUAGAGGCCAUGAUUUGGAUAAUCGUUGGGUUGUUCCAUACAACCCUUAUUUACUUGCAAUGUUUGAUUGCCAUAUCAAUGUUGAGAUAUGUUCUACAAUAAAAGCUGUCAAGUAUCUCUACAAAUACAUUUAUAAAGGCCAUGAUCGUGUUGCAUUCAAUUUAGUUCCUGAACAAAGCAUUCAUCAAAUUGACGAAAUUGAACGAUUUCAAUCAGCUCGAUGGAUUGCUCCACCAGAGGCUAUGUGGAGAAUAUUUGGAUUUAUUGUCAAUGAAGUUCAUCCUGCAGUUUAUAGUUUACAUUUACAUCUUGAAAAUCAACACCAGGUGACUUUCCGUGCUCAUGAAAACUUAACAAAUGUGAUGAACUCUGAUCUUUCAGCAAAAUCAAUGCUAACAGAAUUCUUCGCAACAAAUCAAGUUGAUCAAAAUGCAAGAAAAUUAUUAUAUAGAGAAUUCCCUGAAUUCUAUGUUUGGAGUCAGCAAUACAAAAUGUGGACUGUUCGAAAAAAACAAAUUGUGAUAGGUCGAAUUGUUACAGCAAAUCCUUUUGAAGGAGAAAGUUUAAGAAGACUAUUCGCAACAAUUUUAGUUUAUUGCAAUCCGACAAAUCCAAGAGAUCUUUGGGAACGCUUUGAGCGAGAUAUGUCUGCUGAUUUCCAAUUAAUUGGAUGUUCUUCAUCAAAUGUUAGAACUGAAACUUUACACUCUAUCUCCACAAUCCUCGAAUCAAUGGGUAAAGACAUUAAUUCAUUCCAUCUUAUUGACCAAAACAUUGAUUCUGAUGAAGAUGGAUUUCUAUCUAGAGAAAUUGAUGACGAAUUGGCUAUUCCAAUACCAGAAGAAGACCUUCAUGCAUCAACACUGCUUAAUAGCGAACAACAAAAUGCUUACAAUUCAAUCUUGCAAAAAGUUUUAUCAAAUCAAGCUGCUGCAUUCUUUAUUGAUGGUCCUGGUGGAACAGGAAAAACAUUUUUAUACAAGGCACUCCUUGCUACAACAAGAAAGAAACAAUUAAUUGCUCUUGCAACUGCUUCGUCUGGUGUUGCAGCAUCAAUCUUACCUGGCGGUCGAACUGCACAUUCACGAUUCAAAAUUCCAUUAAAUGUCGACAAAAAUUCAACGUGCAGUGUCAGUAAACAAAGUGGACUUGCAAGAUUACUGCAAACAACAAAGUUGAUCAUAUGGGAUGAAGCUCCAAUGUCUAAAAAAGAAUCCAUAGAAGCAUUAGAUUAA